AUGAUAUCGCACCCGUUUCCUGAAAGAGUCUUAUCAACACCCUUACACCAACUUCCAUACAUUGUGAGUCAAAUAAAUAGUCAAAUUCACAAAACAUCACAUGAUAUGACUAAAUAUUUAGAAGAGAAUAUAUAAGUGUGCAUGGAGUAGCAUAAUAAAAAAAUCUAACUUCGGAAAUAGAUCAACAGCACUAAUGAAUAAUAUAAAUUAUUAGAAAAUAUAGGUGCACAAUUAUAAAUAGCCAUUGCCAAUUUAAAAGGAGAAUCUAUUGAACAUGAUAAUUAAUCUUAAGAUGGCGAAGAGAAAUUAUUGAAUGCAAUUAAAAAUUAAAACUAUGAUGAAAUGAUUAAAUUGUUCCAAAUUAUUAAGGAUGAGGUAUUAUUGAUUAAAUGUGCUAAAAUUGCAGCAAAUUUAUUGGCCACUCCAACAAAAACUUAUAAGAAUAAAAUCAGAUAAUUUCUUGAAACUAUUGCAAAGCAUUAGCUUAUUCCCUAAUAAUAAAAGGAUGAAAUUAUUGAGAUAUGUGUCAAAGUCUGUAUCUAAAAAUGCUUUAAAAUGUAUUUUCAAUAAAAUGUAUGGAAUACAAAUAAAAAUUAAGUUACCUAUUAUUCAGAUAUCAUUUAACUUUAUUAAAAAAGUUUUAAUUGCACCUUCAAACUUUUGUCUGUCUUUAAUCUUCCAAACUAUCAUUAAGCACAUAUUGCCAAUAACAUUUUCCAAAAGUUUAAUUAGAAUGUUUUAAAUCAUUUAGUUACUCAUGAUAAUAGAGAAAAAUCAAUAUAAGUCAUUUUAAAUUUUAAAAGUCUCUAACAAAAUAAUUUAUUCUAUCAUUUGACUAACAUAUAUUUAAAAAAUUAAUUAAUUCCAACAAUGAAAACGGAAUUACAAAUAAAAACUCUCUUGCUUAUAAUACGAAACCUUUAUGUAAAACAAGACUAAUAGCUUUUAAAUAUUGGGAAUAAAAAGGAUACUCAAUAGCUUUUAGAAUGGUGUAAAUAGAAUAAGUUAAUUAAUUAUAAUUUAAAUUUAUUUUAAGCAUUAUUUGAUACUGAAAUGUAAUUAUAACUCGAUCUGCUUUUGUGA
This is a messenger RNA of Paramecium tetraurelia, 1083 nucleotides long. RefSeq lists its product as uncharacterized. NCBI's taxonomy places the organism in Eukaryota, Ciliophora, Oligohymenophorea, Peniculida, Parameciidae. The record is from RefSeq and is a predicted model, not a curated record. The transcript has 2 exons.